This is a messenger RNA of Bufo bufo (common toad), 1294 nucleotides long. RefSeq names its product Y-box-binding protein 3-like. The record is from RefSeq and is a predicted model, not a curated record. The transcript has 9 exons. Lineage: Eukaryota; Metazoa; Chordata; Amphibia; Anura; Bufonidae. Gene Ontology annotation, biological process: regulation of gene expression. The coding region runs from base 134 to 874 and encodes 246 amino acids. Gene Ontology annotation, cellular component: nucleus. Gene Ontology annotation, molecular function: nucleic acid binding.
GUAAGAUCAGUGACAGAACGAGAACAAGACCGAUCGAGGAAAGAGAUCCCUCGAAAUACCAUCUGCAAUCCUCCCUGCCUCUCCUUCCCAAAACCUUUCAGCAGGGAACACAAGAAGACAAGUAAUCACGACCAUGAGCGAAGGAACAGCUGAAGAACCAAAGCCCAAAACUCCUGGGACUCAACCAAAUGUGACCCCUCCUAUUACAGGUGAAGCGGAGAGGAAAGUGUUGGCAACUAAAGUUCAGGGGACUGUGAAAUGGUUCAAUGUAAGAAAUGGCUAUGGAUUCAUAAAUCGAAAUGACACCAAAGAAGAUGUCUUUGUCCACCAGACAGCAAUCAAGAAAAAUAAUCCUCGCAAAUACCUGCGAAGUGUAGGGGAUGGAGAGGUGGUGGAGUUUGAUGUUGUUGCUGGGGAAAAGGGUGCUGAAGCAGCUAAUGUAACUGGCCCAAAAGGAGCUCCAGUCCAAGGUAGUCGUUAUGCUGCUGAUCGCCGUAGAUAUCGCCGUGGGUACUAUGGGCGCAGGAGAGGACCUUCAAGGGAGGGAGGUGAUGGAGAGAUCAAAGAUGGUGCCCCUGAAGCAACCCAAGCCCAGCAACCAAUUCGCCAGCCUACCAACUACAGACCAAGGUACCGUAGACCUAUGCCUCAAACCAGACCACUUCCAUCUACUGGAGAAAAUGAAAACAAAGAAAACCAGUAUGAUAUAGGAGAUCGAGAUCAACAAAAUCGACGUGGUUUCCGAAGACCGUACAACUUCCGGCGUCGCCCUAACCAAGGAACUGCUCCGAUACAAGGGACUAAGGAGGUCACACCAACUGAGACCACAGCCGAGAAGCCCGUGCCAGUGGCUGAGAAGAGCAUUGCUGUGUAAUCUGAGUGACCCAAUCUUUCAUCAUGCAGAAUUCGAGCAGAAGAAAGAAGAACCCGACAAGUGGCCACGAACUAUUACUAAUGCUAGAAGUUGCCUAUUAAUUAGGAGGGUGAUGAACUGUGUCUUUGCUACUCCACUUGCCUGCUGUUAAUUUCUGCACAGUGAACAAUUGGUGAUCUACAACCUAUGCUUGCCAGUAAAAAUAAGUUUAUCAUUGAGAACAAAAACCUUUAAAAAUGUCUUGAGACGUGCAGAGCAGAUAUAAAGCCUAUCUGUCAAAUAUCUAUUGAUAAUAUUUUAAAGAAUAGUGGGACUAAUGUACCCUGAACCAAAUACUACAAAUGCCAUGCGAAAGUAGCAGUUAAUAAGAGAGGCAGUUCUAGCUACUGCAGCAGAUAUGAAUGCACUCAGAAGCAAAUA